CCUAACAGCCGUUAUCUGCAUGACCUUCUGUAGAAUAAACAUUAUUGGUAGUGUUUGUUGCUAAAUAGUUUGUUGUUAUAGAUUAUCUGUUAGUUAAUGUAAGAACGUGGUAGGUCUAACACUGUUGUCUGAGUUUAGGUUUUCUUUAGGGUUACAAGUGUGGAGUUGAUAGGUUGUAGCGUAUGGGAUUUGACUAUUUUGAACUGCAGUUUCUUGUAGCCAAAACAUCGUAAUCACAGCUUCAAUAUGAUAGAGAAGAUCAGUUUUAGUAUGGGGCCAAGGAAGGACGUCAGUUCACCGCUGAUCGUGGUCUCCAAUCGCCUUCCCUUCGUCCUGGCGCGUCAUGACGACGGCACAUUGGAGCGCAAACAGAGUGCCGGUGGCUUGGUAACAGCCGUGGCCCCCGUAGUAAUCGAGUGUAAAGGACUGUGGAUUGGAUGGUCCGGCCUGUACGACCUGGGUAAGGACGAGAAGAUACCAGAGGCUAACCCUAACGACAAGGCCCCUACUGCUGGCCUGCUCUCAGAACAGAUAGUGCCAGUGCAUGUGGAUGAAAGGGAGUUUGAGGCUUACUACAAUGGUUGCUGCAACGGAACAUUCUGGCCCCUGUUCCAUUCUAUGCCUGACAGAGCUGUUUUCAAGAAAGACACAUGGAAGGCGUACUGCAGAGUUAAUGAGGAGUUUGCACGUUGCACGCUCCAAGCUUUGCGCAAGGUGAUCAAAGAUCUGGACGAGGAAGGACGGACCAAUGUAGCACCUGUGGUCUGGAUACAUGACUAUCAGCUGUUCACUGCGGCUACCUACAUCAGACAGGUUUGUGAAGAAGAAAAUUUAAGAUGUAAACUUGGGUUUUUCCUGCACAUUCCUUUUCCAUCAUGGGACAUUAUGAGGCUGUUUCCGUGGGAUGAUCAAAUUUUGCAAGGAAUGCUUGCGUGUGACUUUGUGGGCUUCCACAUUGAAGACUACUGCUCCAACUUCAUAGACUGCUGCAGUAGGAGGCUUGGUUGCCGAGUGGACCGUAACAACAUGCUGGCCGAGCUUGCGGGCCGCACUGUACACAUCAAGGCUCUCCCCAUUGGCAUCCCCUUCGAACGCUUCGUCCAGCUGGCAGAGAAUGCUCCUGUCUUCAUCAAAGACACGGACAAAGUCAAAGUCAUCCUGGGAGUUGACAGGCUGGAUUAUACUAAAGGUCUCGUUCAUCGUAUUAGAGCAUUUGAGAGGUUAUUGGAAAAACACCCAGAAUACAUAGAAAAUGUUACACUCCUUCAAAUAGCCGUCCCAUCAAGAACCAAUGUGAGAGAAUACAAACAGCUGAAAGAAGAAAUGGAUCAGCUGAUAGGAAGAAUUAACGGAAAGUUCUCUAAGCCUAACUGGGCACCCAUCAGGUACAUCUAUGGAUGCAUUAGCCAAGAGCAGCUCGCAUCACUGUACAGAGACUCUGCUGUAGCAUUAGUAACUCCUCUCAGAGAUGGUAUGAACUUGGUAGCAAAAGAAUACGUCGCAUGUCAGAUCAAAGAGCCUGGGGUGCUCAUACUGUCACCAUUCGCAGGAGCUGGAGGAAUGAUGCACGAAGCUCUUCUAGCUAACCCAUACGAGAUUGACGAAUCUGCAGAAACCCUCCACAGAGCCUUGCAGAUGCCAUUUGAUGAGAGAGAAUUGAGAAUGACACAACUGCGCCAUAGAGAAGCUUUACACAACGUUAACCACUGGAUGAACUCUUUCUUGUCAUCUAUGGGAGCCUUGUGCAAUGAUGACGAAGAAGAUCCUUUGACUAACAAAAUGUUGCCUUUGACAUUGGAAGACUUUGAUUCAUAUUUUAUUAACCACAUCGAUGAUGUCUGUAAGCUAAGUAUGAUUCUCGACUAUGACGGAACCCUCACUCCUCUCACUUCUCAUCCUGACCUAGCCAUAAUGUCUGAAGAAACUAAACGGGUUCUAGAGCGACUCUCAAACAUGUCGGAUGUCAAUAUUUCUAUCAUUUCUGGAAGGAGUUUGGAAAACAUCAGCAACAUGGUCAAUAUCGAGAAAGUUACAUAUGCAGGAAGUCACGGUUUAGAAAUUCUGCAUCCCGAUGGAACCAAAUUCAUUCAUCCUGUUCCCAACGAGUACGCUGAAAAGUUGCGAGAGCUGAUGAGGUUAUUGCAAGAUGAAGUUUGUCAUGACGGAGCCUGGGUGGAGAACAAAGGAGUCCUUCUGACCUUCCACUACCGAGAGACGCCUGCCGCUAUUCGAGAGGACAUUGUGAACAGAGCCAGUGAAAUCUUUAAGAAAGCAGGGUUUGAACCACAUUUCGGGCACAUGGCGAUCGAAGCUAAACCUCCAGUCAAGUGGGAUCAAGGCAGGGCUUCUAUUCACAUCCUUCGGACGAUGUACGGAGUAGACUGGUCCGAGCGUGUCAGGAUCAUUUACGCAGGGAAUGAAGAUGCGAUGCAGGCUUUGCAAGGUAUUGCAUUCACUUUCAGAGUUGACUCGUCCCCCACAGUGCGGACAGCAGCUGACUCUAGACUGGCAGGUCCAGACUCUGUGCUGACAAUGUUGAGGUGGGUAGAAAAGCAGAUGAACAAAAGGGUUCCUCGAGUCAUCACGAAAUCUCCUCGUCUCUCAAGAUCCCCCAAAGUACAGAAGAAAAACAACUCUCUAGAAUGCAUCCAUUCACAGAUGAGUUUUGAGGAAGAAGAUGACAAACCAAAUAUGAUCAGAAUCACACCACCAAGACUGACAACAACGAGACAUUGAUUAGUCAUUAAAAAUGUUAUUGUAAAUUUUGUUUUAUAUAUUUUCUAAUUGUUAUAUGUUAACUAGUUUAAUUUUUUAAAUGUACAAACUUCUACAAGCUUAUAUUAAGUCAUGUUAAAUUUUAAUAGAACUCAAAAUUGUGUAAUAGUCAUAAUUUUAUUGAAUUUCAGCCUCCUGGUCAUAUUUGAAUACUAAAAAUUGAUGUAAAUACCUGCAUUCAUGCGAUCUGGAUCGUUGCAGUAUGGUAUUUAUUUGCAACGGUCCAGAUCGUAUAUAUCAUGAAUACAGAGGUAUUAACACAAAUUUUUUGUGACAAUAUCAUAACUUUAAUUUAUUUAAAGUACAAAAACCCUGUGUAUACUGGAUAAAAAGUACAAAAAUAUGAUAUUUUAACGUAAAAUGUUCAACAUAACUUUUUAAUAUACAACAUGGUAAAAAAUGUAAAAUAUACCUUACAGUGAUUACAUUUUCUGUUACAAAUGAGUGUACUUGAUAUUAUGUAGCAGUAGCCUGAUAGAAUUCCAUAGUAGGCCUACCUAUACGUUUUUUAAAGAAGGCCUCUAUUUUUGUUUGUUAAAUAGUCCAGCUCAGAAUUCACCCUCAAGUGGGUGCAAUAUACUUCAAUUUUAGUUUAAUGCACACCUAAUUGAGUUGGUUGUAAAAUAAAUAGUUAAAUAAAACAAAGAGUGUACCUAUCUAAAGAAAAAUAUACAACUCUGUUAUUUAAAAAUCAAGGCAUGAUUUACUUUCAUUUUACCAAACUAUUUGUAUGAACAAUUUUCCACAAAGCUGAUCCUAUAUAAAACUCAUUGAACUAAAUAAUUGCUUUAAUUAAGUGUAUUAUGGAUUAGCUUUAUGGCCUUUUGUUACAUUUCUUCUUAUUGUAGAUAAUAGAUUAUAACUUAUUUAUAUGAAUCUAUGGUUGUUUCAAACCCACAUACUAUAGGCAAAUCUUCAUUUGCCUAAUUGAA
Molecule: messenger RNA, 3707 nt
Organism: Macrosteles quadrilineatus (aster leafhopper)
Lineage: Eukaryota; Metazoa; Arthropoda; Insecta; Hemiptera; Cicadellidae
Exons: 8
Coding region: 247-2736 (829 amino acids)
Biological process (GO): trehalose biosynthetic process
Cellular component (GO): alpha,alpha-trehalose-phosphate synthase complex (UDP-forming); cytosol
Molecular function (GO): catalytic activity
Source: RefSeq, a predicted model, not a curated record